This is a messenger RNA of Scleropages formosus (Asian bonytongue), 3314 nucleotides long. RefSeq names its product CTF18, chromosome transmission fidelity factor 18 homolog (S. cerevisiae) (gene chtf18). The record is from RefSeq and is a predicted model, not a curated record. NCBI's taxonomy places the organism in Eukaryota, Metazoa, Chordata, Actinopteri, Osteoglossiformes, Osteoglossidae. The coding region runs from base 128 to 3058 and encodes 976 amino acids. The transcript is spliced from 23 exons. Gene Ontology annotation, molecular function: ATP binding; ATP hydrolysis activity.
GCAAAAAUGCGCUGCGUUUUUUGCGGGAAAUGCAAGCGUUUGGAUGAGGGGUUUCUGUUGUGGACAAAAGUGCAGCAAGCAGAGGAAAAAGUGAACGAGGAUAAUUUAGCGGUAAAUUAUCGCGAAGAUGGACGAAUAUGAGGAGAUGUACGGGAUAGAGGACGACUUCGAGCAGCAGUUUGCUGACGAGCUCGAGGUCAUGGCUGAGAUAGACAGUGGACCACUGAGUGGCCGCUCUUCCCCUGUGAAGCGCUCCAAGUGGAGAACCGAAGAGUGCCGCUCCUUCGCGGAGGCCCUCGCCUCUGCCGACGACCUGGUUCGGGCGCAGUCUGCCGCCAGGGCUCCGGGGGGCCUCCAGGGGACCACCGACACGACGACGAGGGUCUCUCCGGGCACAGGGGAAACCAAGGCUCUGGAGACUUUUGCUGAGGAGCACAACUCCCUCACCCCAAAGCCUAAAAGACGGAGGCAGGAUGUGGCAAAGAAAUUGCAUUUUGGUUUGGAAGACAACGGAAGGGACAUCACACCUCCAUCCUCCCCUGAAGAGUACCGUUCAUCACGGAACACCAGUUUAGAUACAGUAACACCCGGCGUUUUGGAGAUCAGUGGACUGGGGGCGUUGCAAGCCUCCCCGAGGAAGGUGGACCUGUCAUGGCAACAUGUCCUCCGGAGACCCCCUCCCACAGGCGACUACAUCACAGUUACCGGCUCUGCGGGUAACCGGGUCUACCUAGCAAAGAGGGAGGAGGACUCGUCAAAGGCUGUGGAUGCCAGGACUCUUCGAAACUCCCAGUACUCUCUGGGGUUGCUGUCAGUGCCCAUUGAAGUGCUGAGGGAGCAGGUGGCAGAGAAGCGCCAUCGACAGCUCGUGGUGGAAUCUCAGAGACUGACUGACAUGCUCAGCAGCACCAGCCAUGUAAAUGUGGAAUCUGGGGAGGUGGACAGCAUGGACCAAGAGGGUGAUGCUGUGGAGGGAGAUUGUGAAGACACCACCUCACGCCUCUGGGUGGACAAGUUUUCCCCAGCACACUACACAGAGCUGCUUAGCGAUGAUUUCAUCAACCGCUGUCUCCUGAAGUGGCUGAAGCUGUGGGACAUGGUGGUCUUUGGGCGGGAAAAGCCCACCAAGAAGGUGAAAGCCAACCAGGCAGACAGCCGGCUGCAGUCCAAGGAGCAGCAGAACUCCCGCUUUAAGACCAAGACACAGAUGACCGAGGAGAUCCUUGAGGCUGAGCUGGAUCAGCACCACCGGCCCAAGUACAAGGUGGUGCUGCUUUCGGGCCCCCCUGGGCUGGGGAAGACCACGCUUGCCCACAUUAUUGCAAAACAUGCUGGGUACAAUGUUGUGGAGAUAAAUGCCAGUGAUGACCGCAGCGCCGAGCUCUUCCAGAAGCGUAUCGACACAGCCACCCAGAUGAAAUCGGUGCUGGGGGCUAAUGAAAAGCCCAACUGCCUCGUGAUCGAUGAGAUUGAUGGCGCACCGUCUGCUGCCAUCAAUGUGUUGCUGGCCGCUCUGAACCGUAAAGAGAACCGCGAAACAGAUUCUGAGGCCUCAGGUAUUGCCAUGCUAAAGAAGAAGAAGAAGAAGAAGGAAUCGGUGCUGCUGAGGCCAAUCAUCUGCAUCUGUAAUGACUUGUAUGUUCCCGCCCUCCGACAACUGCGGCAACAGGCCUUCAUUUUGAACUUUCCUCAGACACAACCUUCACGCCUCGUCCAGAGACUCGCUGAGAUCUGCAGGUGCCAGGGAAUGAGAGUGGAAACGGGGGCCCUCAUGACCCUCUGCGAGAAGACGGACAGUGAUAUCCGGUCCUGCAUUAACACGCUGCAGUUCCUCCACGGCCGCGGGCAGCGCCAGCUCGACCAGCGUGCCGUCCAAUCCGUCAAGGUGGGCCUCAAGGAUCAGAACAAGGGCCUCUUUUCAAUCUGGCAGGAGAUCUUCCAGUUGCCCAGAGCCAAAAGGAAGCGCAUUGGCGAUGACCCCUUUUCACUUGGGGAGGAAGGAGGCCUGAGCAGCGCAGGUGCCCAGAGGCUGCAGCACAUUGUGCACUUAGCAUCCUCAAGCGGGGAGUACGAGAAGCUCACGAACGGGCUCCACGACAACUUCCUGAGCAUGAAGCUGAAGGACCCGAGCCUGCGAGGGGUGUGCCUGGCGCUCGAGUGGCUCUCCUUCUCAGACCUGCUGAACGAGGCUGUCAUGCACCUGCAGAAUUUCUCGCUGAUGCGCUACUUGCCCUUCCUGCCCGCUGCCUUCCACCUGCUCUUCGCCGCCACCAGUGUCCCCCGCAUCAACUACCCCAACAGCCAGUAUGAGGCCUUGACCAAGACGCAGCACACAAGGAAUGCUCUUGUGGCCCUGCUGGCCGAGGUAUCGCCCUCCAUCCGCAGCCGAGUGGAUGUACGCUGCCUCUCCCUGGACGUCCUCAGCCUGCUGCUGGACGUCAUCUGUCCCAAGCUACGGCCAGUGAACCCUCAGCUGUACAGCACACGGGAGAAGCAGCAGCUGGUUGAAUUGAUCAACACCAUGCUGUGCUACAACCUUACCUACCGCCAGGACCGCUCGCCCGAGGGCCAGUAUGUCUACCUGUUGGAGCCGAACGUGGAGGAGGCAGUGCGCUUCCCGGGUCUGCCACCCCGUCGCCAGCUUACCUACCAGGCCAAGCAGAUGAUCGCCAGGGAGCUGGAGCUGGAGAGGAUGAGGCGAGCUGAGGCUGCCCUGCUGGCCCGCAACCCGCUGCAGAGGAAAGAAGAGGAGAAGGAGAUGAAGACGGUGGCUACCAGGGACAAAGCGGACAAAACUGGUUUGCGAAACCACCAACAGAGGCUGGAGAACAUCAUGAAGCAGGCGGUUAUGGAGAGUAGGCCCGAGGUGGACUUCUUUGGCCGUCCCAUCAUGCCAAAGGAGAAGCCGAAGACCAGCAAGGCCUCGGGGGAGCAGGAGAAGUACAAUGCCGAGCUCGUGAUGGGCAGAGCCGUGGGCAACAGUGAUGUGUGGUUCCGCUUCAAUGAGGGUGUGUCCAAUGCCGUCCGCCGGAACAUCUACAUCAGGGAGCUCCUGUGAACUGAUACGAUACCACAAUGGGAAGUGGGAUCAUCACUUUGCAGGAAAGCGAACUGUGUGAGGGUGCCGUGCAUGUAAGUGCUGCGUUUGGCUCCCCGUGGCCGACUUCACGUGUUCUGUGUACCGCGUCCCCCACCUCCUGCGAGAAACCCUCCCACACAAACCACAUUGUUCAAGCUGUCCAAAAAUCCUCUACUUUAUUCAGAUGUGACAAAAUUGUUUUUCUAAAACAGUCAAUAAAAAAAGCUGUCAUUUA